Molecule: messenger RNA, 1973 nt
Organism: Orycteropus afer afer
Lineage: Eukaryota; Metazoa; Chordata; Mammalia; Tubulidentata; Orycteropodidae
Gene: GALNT6
Product: polypeptide N-acetylgalactosaminyltransferase 6
Cellular component (GO): Golgi apparatus
Source: RefSeq, a predicted model, not a curated record
AUGAGGCUCUUCCGCAGACACCACAUGCCCCUGCGCCUGGUCAUGGUGGGCAGCGCCUUUGUGCUCUUCCUCUUCAUCCUGCAAAGGGACGUGAGCAACAGGGAGCAAGCCACAGAGAAGCCAUGGCUGAGGUCCCUGGUGAGCCAGAAAGAUCAUGUCCUGGACCUCAUGCUGGGGGCCAUGAACAACAUCAGGGAUUCGAUGCCCAAACUUCAGAUCAAAGCUCCAGAGCCCCAGGAGACCAUGAUGUCCACAAACCAAUCCUGCCUUCCUGGGUUCUAUGCCCCUGCUGAGCUGAAGCCCUUCUGGGAACGGCCACUGCAGGACCCCAGCAGUCCUGGGGCAGAUGGAAAAGCAUUUCAGAAGAGUACCUGGACCCCUCAAGAGACCCAGGAAAAAGAGGAGGGCUAUAAGAAGCACUGCUUCAAUGCCUUUGCCAGUGACCGGAUUUCCCUGCAGAGGGCGCUGGGGCCAGAUACCCGACCACCCGAGUGUGUGGACCAGAAGUUCCGUCGCUGUCCUCGACUACUCACCACCAGCGUCAUCAUUGUGUUCCACAACGAGGCCUGGUCCACGCUGCUGCGAACAGUGUACAGUGUCCUACACACCGCCCCUGCCAUCUUCCUGAAGGAGAUCAUACUGGUAGAUGAUGCCAGCACUGAAGAGUACUUAAAGGAGCAACUGGACCAAUAUGUGAAGCAGCUGCUGAUUGUGAGGGUGGUGCGGCAGCAGGAGCGGAAGGGGUUAAUCACUGCCCGGCUGCUUGGGGCCAGCGUGGCCCAGGCAGAGGUGCUCACCUUUCUGGAUGCCCACUGUGAAUGCUUCCAUGGCUGGCUGGAGCCCCUGCUGGCUCGCAUCGCUGAAGAUGAGACAGCAGUGGUAAGCCCAGACAUCGUCACCAUUGACCUGAACACUUUCGAGUUCUCCAAGCCUGUCCAGAGGGGCAGAGUCCAUAGCCGAGGCAACUUUGACUGGAGCUUGACCUUCGGCUGGGAAACUCUCCCUCCACAUGAGAAGCAGAGGCGCAAGGAUGAGACCUACCCCAUCAAAUCCCCGACGUUUGCUGGUGGCCUCUUCUCCAUCUCCAAGUCCUACUUUGAGCACAUCGGUACCUAUGAUAAUCAGAUGGAGAUCUGGGGAGGGGAGAACGUGGAAAUGUCCUUCCGGGUGUGGCAGUGUGGGGGCCAGCUGGAGAUCAUCCCCUGCUCUGUGGUAGGCCACGUGUUCCGUACCAAGAGCCCGCACACCUUCCCCAAGGGCAUCAGUGUCAUUGCCCGCAAUCAAGUGCGCUUGGCUGAGGUCUGGAUGGAUGACUACAAGGAGAUUUUCUAUCGGAGAAACCUGCAGGCAGCAAAAAUGGCUCAAGAGAAAUCAUUCGGUGACAUUUCGGAACGUCUGAAGCUGAGGGAACAACUGCAUUGUUGCAACUUUUCCUGGUUCCUACACAAUAUCUACCCAGAGAUGUUUGUCCCUGACUUGAAGCCUACCUUCUAUGGAGCCAUCAAGAGCCUUGGUACCAAUCAAUGCCUGGAUGUGGGGGAGAACAACCUUGGCGGGAAGCCCCUCAUCAUGUACGCCUGCCACGGCCUCGGUGGCAACCAGUACUUUGAGUACACAACCCAGAGGGACCUUCGCCACAAUAUCGCAAAGCAGCUGUGUCUACAUGCCAGCUCUGGCACUCUGGGCCUUAGAAGAUGUAACUUCACUGGCAAAAAUAGCCAGGUCCCCAAGGACGAAGAAUGGGAAUUGACCCAGGAUCAGCUCAUCAGGAACUCAGGAUCUGGUACCUGCCUGAUAUCCCAGGACAAGCACCCAGCCAUGGCCCCCUGUAACCCCAGUGAUCCCCUGCAGCACUGGCUCUUCAUCUAAGCCUCAGUCACCCCCAGUGGAGCCUCCACAACCUCUCAGGAAUUGGGAUUGCUGAUGUCUGGGAACCCAAUCAUCAGUGCCUCUGUGGCCUUUAAGAUGGGUUU